Messenger RNA from Knipowitschia caucasica, 375 nucleotides. The record is from the annotation of a GenBank genome assembly. Lineage: Eukaryota; Metazoa; Chordata; Actinopteri; Gobiiformes; Gobiidae.
AUGGUUUGCAGCUACAGGAAGAAUCAGCUCAAAGGUACUGGACUGGAGCUGGAGCUGGAUCAGGACUCGGAGCCUCUACAGCCUGUGGUCCAUGUAAAAGUAGGGACCAAAGUUCUCUCUGGUCUCGAGCCCUACACCCUGAUUGUGGCAGUCGUUGUGCUUGGACUGGUGGUGUGUGUCCUACUGUGGGGGAUUUGGAGAAGCAGCCAGAAAAGAGAAGUGAAGCGCUGUGACCAUCGGUCUCUCUCCAAUCAGCCUGACGACGGCCUCACGUACACAGCUGGGGAGUUGCUUUCUUCCUUCGGGUCGACCACAGCGAGACUCAGGCGAGACCGUGACGCGUACACAAAGGUCUGGUACUGUCACUGUAAAUGA